AUGUGCCAGCCUGCAGCGGCAGCACUUUUGGGGUUCGUGUACAUGUAGUUAAAAAUGUCCGUUAAAACCGUGGGCUCGGCAUUAACCCGUACACUGUGGACUAGAGGAAGCAGGACUCCUCCUCUCGUGCGAUCUCCCAAAGUGAACAGACUUUCUACCACAUGCAGGCUGUCUGGAGAAAGAAAGCAGGGCCGCGAAAAAACAAAAGAGGAAAGUUGCGGCUCAUGCUCAGACAGGCCCAGCGACGACGUUACAUCGUCCGGAGAGCCUCCUUACAGAUGCACGGCAGGGGACAAGAAGAGACCCAAGGAGCCCGUGGGUGCCCCCGGUGUCACUGGUUCAAGAAGACGGUCAUACACCUCCACCACAGCUCCCGUAGACCAGAGGUCCUACCUGUGGGCGCGCUACAAUGACACGAAACGGCUAGUUCACGAUCUGAUUCCACCGGGUGCUUGUAACCUCCUCAACUCCUCCACCAUCUAUGCCAACAAUGAGGUCAGCCUGGCUGAAGUGGACAUCUACGGCUUUGAUUAUGACUACACGCUGGCUCUGUACUCAAAUGCGCUCAACACAAUGAUCUACAACACAGCAAGAGGCUUCCUGAUUGAGCACUUUAAGUAUCCUGUAGACAUUCGCAAAUAUGAUUACAUUCCCAACUUUGCCGUUCGGGGUCUUCACUAUGACAUCCAAAAGGGUCUUCUAAUGAAGAUCGAUGCCUUCCAUUACAUCCAGCCAGGAACUGUGUAUCGGGGACUGAGUCCAAUGCCAGACGAGGAGGUCCUCCAGCUCUACGGGGGGACUUACCAUGUCCCCCUGCAGCAAGACAGUGGCUUCUAUGGAAAGGGACCAAAGGUGAAGCAGUUCAUGGACAUCUUCUCCAUCCCUGAGAUGACUCUCUUGGCUGUGGCAAAUGACUUUUUCAUCACAAACAACAUUGAAUACGAUCCAGUUCACCUGUUCAGGGACGUCUCUGAAGCAAUUGGCAUGGUUCACCUCAAAGGCUACAUGUACAAGUGGAUCAUGGAAGAUCUCGAUAAGUUCAUUCCAAGAGGAGAAGAGACCGAUGCUGUUUUGCAUCGACUGGUCAGUCAGGGAAAGAAACUUUUCCUCAUCACUAACAGUCCCUUCAGCUUUGUUGAUAAAGGAAUGACACACAUGGUGGGCAAAAACUGGAGAGACUUCUUUGACGUUGUCAUCGUGCAGGCAGACAAACCUCACUUCUUCACCGAUUGUAUCAAACCUUUCAGACGGUUGGACGGUAAUGGAGACCUUCGGUGGGAAAAGAUAAACGGUUUGGACAAAGGGCAGAUCUACAAACAGGGAAACUUGUUUGAAUUUCUCAGACUGACGGGCUGGCGAGGUUCAAAGGUUCUUUACUUUGGAGACCAUCUUUAUAGUGACUUGGCUGACCUCAUGUUGCGACAUGGCUGGCGUACAGCAGCCAUAGUGCCUGAGCUGGAGCAGGAAACCAAAGUGGUGAGCACGGACCGGUAUGCUCUGAACCUCACCUGGCUACAGGCUUUAACCGGCCUGAUGGAGCGCCUACAGACACGCCGGGAUCCAGAGUCCAAACAUGUUUUUCAGGAAUGGCAGAAUGAGAGAGAGGAACUCAGGGUGAUGACAAAGAACUUGUUCAAUCCUCAGUUUGGCAGCAUCUUCAGAACGUGUCACAACCCCACCUACUUCUCCAGACGUCUGUGCCGCUUCUCAGACAUCUACAUGGCCUCCCUCAGCUGUCUUUUGAAUUACGACCUCUCCUACACUUUCUACCCCCGCCGCACCCCUCUGCAGCACGAGGCUCCUCUGUGGAUGGACCAGCUCUGCACAGGCUGCAUGAAGACGCCUCACCUGGAGGAGAUGUCUCACAUACGCUGAGAGCUGUACUCUCCCCAGUGACUGUUAGGACUAUAUAUUCUACGAAUGGCAAAGAAUGCCGGAGGAUUUCUUUCAUGUAGCAGGAUUUCUUUUCAGAGAAGAAGAUGCCGCACAACUCGCUCCUCAUAGCAAAGCUUGUUCUACACUGAGUGAUCCACUUCCCCAAUGAAUUCACUAGAGGGUGCUGUAGAUGUAGCUGCUGUCCAGAGAGCUUGACAUUCAGUUAAACAUGUUGGGGUACAGGAUUGGCAGACUCUCUAUUUGCUGCUUGAAUCAAAGUGAUAUGGAACAACACUGAGCUACCAAUGCACAAUAAGAACAAAUAAAUAAGUAAAAUCUAACAUAAUU
Messenger RNA from Chelmon rostratus (copperband butterflyfish), 2223 nucleotides. RefSeq names its product 5'-nucleotidase domain containing 2 (gene nt5dc2). The record is from RefSeq and is a predicted model, not a curated record. The transcript has 14 exons. NCBI's taxonomy places the organism in Eukaryota, Metazoa, Chordata, Actinopteri, Chaetodontiformes, Chaetodontidae. Bases 55 to 1875 code for a protein of 606 amino acids. Gene Ontology annotation, molecular function: 5'-nucleotidase activity.